Molecule: messenger RNA, 609 nt
Organism: Letharia columbiana
Lineage: Eukaryota; Fungi; Ascomycota; Lecanoromycetes; Lecanorales; Parmeliaceae
Exons: 2
Coding region: 1-609 (202 amino acids)
Source: RefSeq, a predicted model, not a curated record
AUGGCGAGGAAGUUAGCUGGCAGGCACCCGUCGGAAGAUUCUCGACAGGAACUUGACCUGAUCCUUAAUGGAGACGAUGAGAAUUGUUUCCAUGCCCAAGAUUACUUCUCGGUGGACAACUCCAUAGGGCAUGUCUUCGAAGUGAUUAGCGGCAAUGGAAUCAUGAGGUCUGAUGUUGGCGGUGAUGAAUUGGUUGAGAUUGUUAAGGAGUUCAAAGCUCAGCAAUUGAAAACGGCUAAUGAUUACACAAAGAGGGUACAGAUCUUCCUAGCGUUUUCGCGGCAGAUUCAACAAAUCUCCACUGACUAUGACGUUCUUGAUGGAACCCUUGAGCAUUUAAGAAGACAGAAUCAGUCGUUUGAGGAUAACCUUUUUUCAACGGCCAUUCCAAGAAUCGCUUCAGCGACCUCUAUGCGGGAUGAAACGGAGCUGCGUGCACCGCUCCGAGAGACAUUCAACUCUUUCCUGAGAGAAGCAAAGCCUAUUCGCACCUAUAGCAACCUCUACAAUGAGAGGACCAAGAUUGGUGUCAGUGAAGGCUUUGCGAUGGUCAACCAACGAGACGCGGAAGUUUGUGAGCACGAGUCCAGCUUGGCAGGUUUCCGCUAA